GCCAUGUCGUUGAGCCCCAAGCACACGACGCCCUUCUCCGUGUCCGACAUCCUGAGCCCCAUCGAGGAGACCUACAAGAAGUUCGGCGGCGCCAUGGACGGCGCGCCGCCCGGCCUGGGGGCGCCCCUGGGGGUCGCGGCCGCCGCCUACCGCGCGCCGCCGCCCGGGCCCUCCUCGCAGGCGGCGGCCGUGGCCGGCAUGCAGCCCCCGCACGCCAUGGCGGGCCACAACGCGGCGGCGGCGGCGGCGGCGGCGGCGGCAGCGGCGGCGGCCGCCACCUACCACAUGCCGCCCGGCGUCUCGCAGUUCGCGCACGGCGCCAUGGGCGGCUACUGCAACGGCGGCCUGGGCAACAUGGGCGAGCUGCCUGCCUACACGGACGGCAUGCGGAGCGGUGCGGCCGCCGCGGCCACCGGCUGGUACGGCGCCAACCCGGACCCGCGCUACUCGUCAAUCUCCAGAUUCAUGGGGCCGUCGGCGGGCGUCAACGUGGCCGGCAUGGGGUCGCUGACAGGCAUCGCGGACGCCGCCAAGUCGCUGGCGCCCCUGCACGCGGCGGCGGCGGCGCCGCGGAGGAAGCGCCGCGUGCUGUUCUCGCAGGCGCAGGUCUACGAGCUGGAGCGGCGCUUCAAGCAGCAGAAGUACCUCUCGGCGCCCGAGCGCGAGCACCUGGCCAGCAUGAUCCACCUGACGCCCACGCAGGUCAAGAUCUGGUUCCAGAACCACCGCUACAAGAUGAAGCGGCAGGCCAAGGACAAGGCGGCGCAGCAGCUGCAGCAGGAGGCCGGUCUGGGCCCGCCGCCGCCGCCGCCGCCGUCCCCGCGCCGCGUGGCCGUGCCGGUGCUGGUCAAGGACGGCAAGCCCUGCCAGAACGGCGCGGCCACGCCGACGCCCGGCCAGGCCGGCCCGCAGCCGCCCGCGCCGACGCCCGCGCCCGAGCUGGAGGAGCUGUCGCCCAGCCCGCCCGCGCUGCACGGCCCGGGGGGCGGCCUGGCGGCCCUGGACGCGGCGGCGGGGGACUACGGCGGCGGCUCGCUGGGCGCCAACCUGCUCUAUGGCAGGACGUGGUGA
Messenger RNA from Hippopotamus amphibius kiboko, 1071 nucleotides. It is a transcript of the gene NKX2-4, whose product is annotated as NK2 homeobox 4. The transcript is spliced from 2 exons. The record is from RefSeq and is a predicted model, not a curated record. Lineage: Eukaryota; Metazoa; Chordata; Mammalia; Artiodactyla; Hippopotamidae. Gene Ontology annotation, biological process: regulation of transcription by RNA polymerase II; cell differentiation. Gene Ontology annotation, molecular function: RNA polymerase II cis-regulatory region sequence-specific DNA binding; DNA-binding transcription factor activity, RNA polymerase II-specific. Gene Ontology annotation, cellular component: nucleus. The coding region runs from base 4 to 1071 and encodes 355 amino acids.